AUGAGCCAACGGAUCAAGAGUGAAGAAGGACACUUGAGCCAGCGAGUCGAGAGAGAGGAAGAACACCUGAGCCAAGGAAGAGAGUCAUCCGACCGCAACGUGAAAGAGGAAUACACGGGGUCGUCACGCUAUGCCUCAGCAGCAUCAGAUAUGGACUCAGACGAGUCGUUUGGGAUGCAGCGGAUGUCGCUGGGACCGACAGGGGCAGCAAUGCUUAACAACAUGCUCGACCCGGAUAACAAUGGAAUACGAUCGACUCGAAUUCCGGCUUCACAGAAUGCAAACACGGUGGGGCCAAGCCAGUUGCAAACAUAA
Molecule: messenger RNA, 315 nt
Organism: Peronospora matthiolae
Lineage: Eukaryota; Oomycota; Peronosporomycetes; Peronosporales; Peronosporaceae
Source: the annotation of a GenBank genome assembly